AUGCCCUCGUUCCCGGAGGCUCUGCGCUUCGGGUGCGAGCGCCUCAGCACCAUGGUGGCGCGCUAUCCGCCCGGCGCCCGCUACGCGCGGCACCGCGACGCCCUGCAGAGGGGCCGGCGGCUGACGGCGGUGUACUACCUGAACCCCGCCUGGAAGCGCCAUACGAAAAACGGGGCCUUGGCUUCCCAACCGGAGCCGGAGCCCCUCGCGCCUUCCUUCGGGGCCCGGGGCCCGGCCGCAGCACGGCGGCUGCCUACGAGCGCACCUUCCGGCGGCGCCGGCUCAACGGGGCGCGCGCGGUUUGAAGGGCGCCGCUUCGUCGCCACGGAGGGCUCUGGUUAUUCAGCCCUCCCCAUGCGGAAGUGGGCGCUGCUGCUGGGGCUGGGCUCCGGCUUCGUGAGUCUGCCGCGAUGGAGGUGCCCCCGCUUGCAGCUGCAUGCCCUUGUCCAGGACGACCUGGGCGUUGAAGCCGAGUUCGAGGAUCCGCUGGAGGUGCUGGACGCCUUGCGUGCGGAGGAGAAGCGCCGCAAGAGCCACGCGGCAACAGCAGGCCACCAGCCCGUGCAGGAGCUGGAGACGGUGGAAGCUUUGCUGAACACGGUGACCGGCGAAGACGGCGCCGAAGGUUUGUACGUGGACGGCACCUUUGGGCGCGGGGGCCACGCCAGGUCCAUCUUGGCGCGCCUGGGCCCCUCCGGGCGGCUCUGCGGCUUCGACGUGGACCCCAGGGCCGUGGCGGCGGGGCGGGAGCUGGAGGCGGAGGAUGCGCGUGCUCUUCGAGCUUCCCCCGCCCGAGGCUUCACCAUCUUCCACCGGCCCUUCGCCGAGAUGCACGCGGCGCUCGCGGCGGAAUCGGAGGCGCCGGGAGCGCCGGAGGCGGAGGGCGUGCUGUUGGACCUGGGGGUGUCCAACAACCAGGCGGACGAGGGUCUCCGCAUCUCUGACCACGUGCCAGUGGACAUGCGACUGAACCCGUCCGAGGGGGUUUCGGCCUCAGAAUGGCUGCAGCAAGUCUCUGUGGAGGAGCUGGCUUGGGUCAUCCACAGCUACGGCGAGGAGGACCCGGUGGUUGCCGACCGCAUCGCCGAGCGGGUGAAGCGGCGCACGCGGAGCUGUCCCUUCCGAAGCCUCGGGGAGCUUUCGGAGGUGAUCAAGUCGGUGAAGCGGAUCAGCUUCCCGGCCUCGCACUCCGUCGUGGGGAAGUACGCCAACCAGGUGAACCCUGCGAAGCGGGCCAUCAACGCCAUCCGCGUGUUCCUGAACCGUGAGCUGCAGCAGCUCGAGGAAGGCCUCGGGGCGGCCAUGCGGCUGCUGAAAGUGGGGGGCCGCUGUGCGGUGCUCACCUUCAGCCCCUUGGAGAGGCGCGUCGUGCACGAGUUCCUUCGGAACCACGAGGAGCCUCCACCGGAGGAUGUGGCGAACCUGAGCCCUGGUAGGCUGGCCGAGCUCUUCCCCCUGGCGGGCACGGCUCUGCCUUUUUCAGUGCAGCGCCUCACUGCGCAGCGGGCGCCCCGAGGCGCGGAGUACGCCGCCUCGCCGCGGUCCCGCAGCAGCGCGCUGCUGCUGCUGAAGAAGUGCCCCCGCGCCGCGCCGCUGGCUCCCGUGCUGCCGCCGGCCGUGCGCCCUGCCCCGGCGCGCUUCCGGGAGCCGCGGCCGCCGCGGCUGCGCGGGGGGGCGGCGGAAUGAGACGCCUCCGAGCGGAGCGGGGGAAGCGG
This is a messenger RNA of Effrenium voratum, 1715 nucleotides long. Lineage: Eukaryota; Dinophyceae; Suessiales; Symbiodiniaceae. The record is from the annotation of a GenBank genome assembly.